Rubroshorea leprosula is the source of this 1195-nucleotide messenger RNA. The record is from the annotation of a GenBank genome assembly. NCBI's taxonomy places the organism in Eukaryota, Viridiplantae, Streptophyta, Magnoliopsida, Malvales, Dipterocarpaceae.
GAAGUCUUGAGGUGAGGCGGUCCCCACAAAUGAAUUGGUUGCAAAGAAGUUAAUACCGUUUCGUACCGGCCGGUAUGGCCGGUAUGUACCGGAUUUUUCAUUGCACCGAAACGGUAUGAAGCUUAAUUUCGUUUCGGUCAAAUUUCGCUCAUUUCGGUCAAAUCUCGGUAUUCCGCCCGGUAUUCCGGCGUACCGGCAGUGUUGACAACCACUUCAAGUGACAACCACUUCAGAUUUUUUUGAAGAAGAGAGAUCUUCCCUUUCUGGUGGCUGCCGAACCCCUCUCCUUACCGGUGAUGAAGGUGGAGGCAGUGAUGAUGAUGAGACGCAAGAAGAUGUCAAGAUAUGUUCUCUCGUUUUGCUUCGAUCUUCUCCCUUUCGCUCGAUUGUGAACUGCUGGCUAGAAGCUUAGAAGUUGAGGAUGGGCUGUGCAGCGCGCGGUUGAAGAAGAAAGUUCAGGCUGAUGGACAGGAAGAGGAAGGGGAAGGAGAAGAGAUGAGUUAGGUCUGUAAAAGAGAUGGGGGGUGGCAAACGGUGUGCAGCGGUGACGAGAGGAUCAGUGAAAGCAAAGAGGGAGAAAGGAGAGUCGACGGCUGAGAACAAGGGUCCGGUUUAGGGACUUGUUUGAGCUUGGAUCUUAUGUUCGGAAUUUGGAUCUUGGGCUUGCUGAAGACUUGGACGUGGGCUUUUCUUUGGAAUCGCGUCGGUUGGGCGCCUCUGUGCGCGGUGUUCGGCCCGUUUGUAGUCCGGUGUUUUCUCAUGAUCUUUCUAACUUUUUUUUUCAUCUUUCACUCAUCUACUUCCUUCACACAACCCCAUCCUGCGUACAUAGUACUUCUCAUCUUUUCUUUCUCCCUUUUCGUUUCUUCUCUUUGUUUCCUCUACCACCCGCUCAUUUCUCUUUGAUUUGGUUGUGGUUUUCCCAAUCUAGUCCUUUCUAGCUCUUCUUUGGGUUCCUUUCUUUUGCUGUUUGUUUCUCUAAAUCUAAAUGUGGUGGAGAUUUUGUCACCGGAGAGAUGUGGAGGAAGAGAAAGAAGAAUCAUUCAUGUUUUGAUAUGAGCUACACAGCCAUGGCAUCAUUGAAGAGGGAUUAAUUUCUUCAAAAAGUAGAUUGAUUGGAGUACGGUAUGGAUUGGAAACGCCUCACCUUGUGUCCAUUUGUAGAUAUACUAGCUCUGCGACAGGUGAAUGUUGU